Ciona intestinalis (vase tunicate) is the source of this 3626-nucleotide messenger RNA. NCBI's taxonomy places the organism in Eukaryota, Metazoa, Chordata, Ascidiacea, Phlebobranchia, Cionidae. The record is from RefSeq and is a predicted model, not a curated record.
UUGAUAUGGAAUCGCGGCACUAAACUUUAAACACACUUUGGUAUCACAUAUGUUCAAGAAAUCCACGUGCGUAUGUUUUGAUUUCGUUUAUUGUUUACUCUCGGCUGUUGAAUAAGAUACGAAAUAUUUUACUUCUGGGGAUCAAUAAAACAACCAACUAAAGUGAAAUGGAUACCGAUGCACCGGCAAAAGCUCACAGAGCCCGACGCGCUGGACGUAAAGCAGAAAAGCGACAGAAGAACAGCGAAGAUGCGGACACUAAACAACGAAAUCCAAAAGCGUUUGCAAUUCAGAGCACAAACAAGUUAAACAGAGCAUUUAGAAGAGCCCAGGAUGUGAAAGCCCGUAAGCACCACAUACCCGUUGUCGACCGAACCCCCCAAGAACCCCCUCCUAUUGUCGUAGCGAUUGUUGGUCCUCCAAAAGUAGGAAAGACGACCCUUCUAAAUGGAAUCCUUAAAAACUACACGCGUCAAAAAGUUUCGGAAAUCAAGGGACCAGUGACAUUAGUGUCAGGUAAACAUCGUCGACUUACAUUGAUAGAAUGUAACAACGACAUGACCUCUAUGAUUGAUAUUGCUAAAGUAGCUGACCUGAUUCUGCUAAUGAUCGAUGCCAGUUUUGGAUUUGAAAUGGAAACAUUUGAAUUUCUUAACAUUUGUCAGGUGCAUGGCUUUCCGAAGGUCAUGGGAAUUCUGACUCAUCUUGAUUCGUUUAAACAACAAAAAACUUUGAAGAAAACGAAAAAAGCUUUAAAGCAUCGGUUUUGGACAGAACUUUACCAGGGGGCAAAGUUAUUUUACUUAAGUGGUAUGGUGUUUGGUGAAUAUCAACGUACUGAGGUUCGUAACCUUUGUCGCUUCAUAAGCGUCAUGAAGUUCCGACCUUUGACCUGGAGGUCAACUCAUUCAUAUGUGUUCGCUGACCGUAUGGAAGACAUAACUGACCCUGAAACUUUGAGAGUUGAACCCACUUGUAACCGCAAUAUAUCCAUAUAUGGUUAUGUACGAGGCACGCACCUCAAACCAAGCACAGCAGUUCAUAUACCAGGUGCUGGUGAUUACAGAUUACAUAAUAUUUCAUUUCUACACGAUCCAUGUCCACUGCCUGACAGAGGAGAUAAAAAACAAAGAAGGAGUUUGGAUGUACAUGAGCGUGUGAUGUAUGCUCCCAUGUCAGGGGUUGGAGGGAUUGUCUACGACAAGGAUGCUGUUUAUAUUGAUGUGGAUGGUAGUAACAACACAGCUGAGUCUCAGCAACAAAAUGUCCCUGAAACAAUUCUGAAGUCAUCAAUCAUAGAUUCAUCGAAAACAAUCGAUUCUAAAAUGGAGGAAAGCAAAGUUUCUUUGUUUACUGGAGAUGAACCAUUGUCUACUGAACAAGCAGAAAGCAUGAUAAAUAUGAAGAUGCCUGAUGAAGAAGUUGUGCAUCAGGAGGAUGGGAGAGUGAGGAGAAGAGAUGUCUUCCAUGAUAAUGAUGGGGAGGGAAGAGAGGACAGUGGGAUCGACGACUCAGAUGAUGAAGAUUCAGAUGAAAGUGAUGACGAGUUUUAUCCUCAAGAUGAAGCUCAAGACGCAGAAAACCAAGAUGAAGAAAUUGAUAUGGAAACUGAACAAGUUGAACAGGAAGAUGAGGAUUCAGAUGAAGAUAAAGUUGAAGGAUCUGGGUUAAAUUGGAAAAUUGAUUUGAGAGAAAAAGCUGCGAAAGCUUUCAUUGAAAGGCAAAGUUCUUCCGUGAAUCUCCAACGCCUUGUGUAUGGAGCAGUGCAAGAGGUGGAGGAGGAGGAGAGUGGGGAGGAGGGAGAGGAGAAGUUGAGAGGGGGGUUGUUCAAGGUCACUUCAAAUGAAGAUGAAACAGAUAAAAAGCGAAAACGAAACAAUCGUGAAUGCUCCCGUGAUCUAAGCAAGAUGAUUCGUGAUUGGAUAGAUGAUCAUGAAGCUCGUGAAUCAAUCGCCGACUGUUUCGUCACAGGAAAUUGGGGAGAAGAGGAAGAUGCCAAGACUUUACUUGAUCAGGAUGAUGAAAUAUACGGAGAUUUUGAAGAUUUGGAAACUGGGGAUGUUGUCAAGGGCAACGAUGCAAAAACGACCAAUCAGAAUGAAGACGAAAAAGAAGAUGAAAUUUUUGACGCACAUGAGUCGAAGAAAGAUCGUGAAUCCAGGAUGCGAGAGAAGAGGAUGGAGCGGAAACGGAAGCUCAAAGAGGCGUUUGAUCGAAAUUAUGACGUAGAUAAGACAGGAGGUGCUUCUGGUGGGGGUGAGAGCACUUUGUUCGACGACGUCAAGCGCGAGUUGAAUGAACAAGCUCGACUAAAUAGAGAGGAAUUUGAAAACAUGGAUGACACGACUAGGGUUCAAUAUGAAGGGUUUAGACCUGGUAUGUACGUUCGUCUUGAACUGAGGGGAAUUCCCGCUGAGAUGAUCCAACAGUUUGACCCCCAUUACCCCCUGAUAGUGGGUGGGGUGUCGUCAACUGAGGAAAACAUGGGGUUUCUACGUACAAGGGUGAAAAGACACAGAUGGUACAAGAGGAUACUUAAAACCAGAGAUCCUCUCAUAGUUUCAAUUGGUUGGCGUCGUUACCAGACACUCCCUAUGUAUUAUAUGGAAGAUCACAACUUAAGGCAACGUAUGUUAAAAUACACACCUGAACAUAUGCAUUGUUGGGCUUUGUUCUAUGGACCUAUUACACCACAGGGCACAGGUUUUCUUGCUGUGCAGUCCAUCAGUGGUGCGACUCCUGAUUUCCGUAUAUCUGCUACUGGGACUGUACUGGAGUCGGACUGUAGCACUCAGCUUGUUAAGAAACUUAAACUGGUUGGUUAUCCGUACAAAAUCUACAAGAACACUUGUUUUAUUAAGGGAAUGUUCAACAGCCCACUGGAAGUAGCAAAGUUUGAAGGUGCUUCUAUUCGUUCAGUGAGUGGUAUACGUGGGCAUGUGAAGAAAGCUGUCACUAAUGGUGGUAAAGAGCAAGGACCUCCCGGUGCGUUCCGUGCAAUGUUCGAGGACAAACUUCUAAUGAGCGAUGUCGUAUUCUGUAGGACCUGGUAUCCAGUCCAAGUUCCCAAGAUGUACAUUGUUGUUUCUAACUUAAUGAUAAACAAGAAAGAUUCGUGGCAAGCAAUGAAAACUGUUGGCCAACUUCGUUUUGAACAAAAUCUUAAAGUACCAGUUAAUGAAGACUCCUUGUACAAGCCAAUUGUUCGACCUGAAGGCCGACAGUUCUCUAGUUUGGUGAUUCCCCGCGCACUGCAGAAAGAACUUCCAUUUAAAUCGAAACCGAAAUAUUUACGAGGGAAAAAUCAAACAAAACAUGAUAAACUAAUGAAGAAGGCAGUUGUUAGAGAACCAAAAGAUAGACAGAUUGCUGCAUUAAUGAAUGCUUUACGCACCAUGGAUAAAAACAAGAAACAAACUAAGAAAUUGGAGCGAAAAAAGCAAAUGGCUGAGCACAAGAAAUUAUUAGAAAAGCAAGUGGUUAAAGAUCAAUGGAGACACAAGGAAGCAAAGAAGAAAAUUUAUAAAGCUCUUGCUAAAUCUGAGAAGAAAAAAUCAAAAGUUUCUGAAGAAUGAUAAAAAAAAUAUUUUGAUUUUUUCGAAAUAAAUGAUAAGUGAGCGGUCAAA